AGUCUUGCUGAUGUCUGCUCAAAGUGUUCCUGGCAAACUUCUGGCCCCUGGGGAAGUUCAGGGGGCAGGUCUGGAGAAGGAGAAGGGGAAGUGGGAAGGGAUGUGAAACUUGGCCACAGCCUGGCGCCACUCCUGCUGGGUAUCCCACAGGGGGCCCUGGGCGGAGGGCAGGAGCGUCCAGUUGGAGUUGACAACCGGAGGCAGUGCCGUCAUGGAGGCCUCCUGGAGAUGGCUGGUGAUCUGUGUCCUGGCCGCGACCGUGGCCUUGACGGUGACGCAGGACGUGUGCCGCGCACCAAAUGGGAAGGACGGGGCCCCAGGAAAACCUGGCCGACCUGGGCAGCCAGGCCUCAAGGGGGAGCAAGGGGAGCCGGGGGCCCCUGGCAUCCGGACAGGCAUCCGGGGGCUUAAAGGAGACCAGGGAGAAUCUGGGUCCCCUGGAGCCCCCGGCAAAGUGGGCUACCCAGGGCCCAGUGGCCCCCUGGGGGACCCUGGUGUCCCAGGAUUGAAGGGCAUCAAAGGCAACCCAGGAAACAUCAAGGACCAGCCGCGGCCAGCCUUCUCGGCCAUCAGGCGGAAUCCACCGACGGGUGGCAACGUGGUCAUCUUCGACGUGGUCAUCACCAACCAGGAGGGCCGGUACCAGAGCAACUCGGGCAAGUUUGUCUGCGCUGUGCCCGGCUACUACUACUUCACCUUCCAGGUGGUAUCCAAGUGGGACAUCUGCUUGUCCAUCGUGUCCUCCUUGAGGGGCCAGCUCCGGCGCUCCCUGGGCUUCUGUGACAGCAACAGCAAGGGGUUCUUCCAGGUGGUGUCGGGGGGCACAGUGCUCCAGCUGCAGCAGGGCGACCAGGUCUGGAUCGAAAGAGACCCCCUCAAGGGCCGCAUUUACCAGGGCUCCGAGGCCGACAGCGUCUUCAGCGGCUUCCUCAUCUUCCCGUCCGUCUGAGCCAGGGCAGGCCCUCCCCACCCCGCCUCGGCCACUUCCCGCUGGCUGCGCGACCCGGCCCCUCACUCCACCUCUCUGGCUUCCACGUGCUGCUCUGCAAAAUGGGGGUGCGCUUCCUUUAGCCGCCUGAAGGGCGGGGGCUGGCUCCGAGAGCCCCUAGGACUUGCUGCCCCACCACGCGCUCUAAGAUCAUUUCUUAGAACUAGUCCCGCAAUAAACGUCUGAAUCUGU
This is a messenger RNA of Lemur catta (Ring-tailed lemur), 1180 nucleotides long. RefSeq names its product complement C1q A chain (gene C1QA). The coding region runs from base 212 to 949 and encodes 245 amino acids. The transcript has 3 exons. Gene Ontology annotation, molecular function: protein binding. NCBI's taxonomy places the organism in Eukaryota, Metazoa, Chordata, Mammalia, Primates, Lemuridae. The record is from RefSeq and is a predicted model, not a curated record.